Molecule: messenger RNA, 1708 nt
Organism: Diceros bicornis minor
Lineage: Eukaryota; Metazoa; Chordata; Mammalia; Perissodactyla; Rhinocerotidae
Gene: ZFAND6
Product: zinc finger AN1-type containing 6
Exons: 7
Coding region: 302-928 (208 amino acids)
Biological process (GO): protein targeting to peroxisome
Molecular function (GO): polyubiquitin modification-dependent protein binding; zinc ion binding; DNA binding
Source: RefSeq, a predicted model, not a curated record
GACGGAGGGGCUGGCGGCGGCGGGGCCGGAGCAAGCAGGGUUUCGGCGGCCUCACCUGUCCCCAGUGACCGGCGGCGACCGGCGGCGGCGGGCAGCGCGUCAGGCGGAGAGGGCCGCCGCCAGGAAUGAAUCUGAAGUCUGCUGCAGUAAAACACUGAAGGCUUUAAAAUGUUUUCUUGCAUAAAACUCAAACUUUAAGUAGCUGCUUAUGAGGAUAGGGAAGGCAGGAAGCUAAUGUCUGUCUCAAGAUACAGGACAGCUGUUUGCUCAUCAACCUCAACUGUGUGUGCAACAGAGGAACAUGGCUCAAGAAACUAAUCACAGCCAAGUGCCUAUGCUUUGUUCUACUGGCUGCGGAUUUUAUGGAAACCCCCGUACAAAUGGCAUGUGUUCAGUAUGCUAUAAAGAACAUCUUCAAAGACAGAAUAGUAGUAAUGGUAGAAUAAGCCCACCUGCAACUUCUGUCAGUAGUCUGUCUGAAUCUUUACCAGUUCAGUGCACAGAUGGCAGUGUCCCAGAAGCUCAGUCAACAUUAGACUCUACAUCUUCAUCUAUGCAGCCAAGCCCUGUAUCAAAUCAGUCACUUUUAUCAGAAUCUGUAGCAUCUUCCCAAGUGGACAGUACAUCCGUGGACAAAGCAAUACCUGAAACAGAAGACCUGCAAGCUUCAGUAUCAGAUACGGCACAGCAGCCAUCUGAAGAGCAAAGCAAGUCUCUUGAAAAACCAAAACAGAAAAAGAAUCGCUGUUUCAUGUGCAGGAAGAAAGUGGGACUUACUGGGUUUGAAUGCCGGUGUGGAAAUGUUUACUGUGGUGUACACCGUUACUCAGAUGUACACAAUUGCUCUUACAAUUACAAAGCUGAUGCUGCUGAGAAAAUCAGAAAAGAAAAUCCGGUAGUUGUUGGUGAAAAGAUCCAGAAGAUUUGAACUCCUGCUGGAAUACAAAAUCCUUUGACCAUCUGCAAACUAAAAAUUGACUUGAGGUUUUUUUUCCUAGUCAUUGGGAAUGUAGAGCAAUGUAUCUUGCAUAGACCUUUUAAUCAUGCAUGUCAUCAGAAGAAUAGAUUUUUGUUUUUGUUUUGAAAAUGACUCUGAACAUUUAUUUCCAUUGCAGUUUCUGUGGCUGAAAAGACUUAAGUAAACUUUACAAGUAUUAUCCUUUUAAGAUCAUUUUAAUUUUAGUUGAGUGCAGAGGGCUUUUAUAACAAACGUGGAGAAAUUUUGGAGGGCUGUGAUUUUUCCAGUAUUAAACAUGCAUGCAUUAAUCUUGCAGUUUAUUUUCUCAUUGUGUAUGUAUAUAUAGCUUUUCUCUGCAGCACGAUUUCUCUUUUGAUGAUGCCCUUUAGGGCACAACUAGUUACCAGUAACUGAAUGUAUCUUAAUCAUUAUGGCUGCUUCUGUUUUUUCAUUAACAAAGGUUAUACAUGUGUUAGCAUAUAGUUUCUUUGCACCCACUAUUUAUGUCUGAAUCAUUUGUCACAAGGGAGUGUGUGCUGAUGAGAUUCUAAGUUUGUGUGUUUUUAAAUUUUUUUGAGCGAGGGAAGGAAAAGCUGUAUGCAUUUCGUUGCUAACUGCAGGUUUCUUUCAGAUUACGUUCAUUGGUCUGUGUGUAUACAAUAUGAAGAAUGAUCUGAAAUAAUUGUGCUGUAUUUAUGUUUAUCCACCAGUCUUUGAUUAAAUAAAAAGGAAAACCAUAAUGUUCCCUUA